Marchantia polymorpha subsp. ruderalis is the source of this 2986-nucleotide messenger RNA. The record is from the annotation of a GenBank genome assembly. Lineage: Eukaryota; Viridiplantae; Streptophyta; Marchantiopsida; Marchantiales; Marchantiaceae.
AAAGAUGUGAGCACGACAAGUGGACGACCGAGUUCCAUCACAAAAAAUAUGAAUAUGCUCUUUCGUAUGUUGCGGGCAGGAGCAACACUUUUCUCGUCGCCGGUCGGAAUGACGAGCCGUGAGGGUGAUGAUCUUCGGGCGGAGACGGUGGAUGCAUGCUUUGCUUGUAAUUAAGCCUCGGAGGACAGAAGCAUCCAAUUGCUGCACUGGGCUGAAGGCGAGAGGAGUGUGUCGGAGGAGGUGUUGAGAGGAUGGUGGUGUCCGACGACUUGCCGAAGUGUGAAGCAAAUUACGCAGCACUCACUCCCAUAAGUUUUCUGAAACGAACGGCGUCCGUGUAUCCUGACAGGAAAUCUGUAAUCUAUGGGGACAGAGUGUUCACUUGGUCUCAGACUUUCGACAGAUGUCGGCAACUCGCUUCGGCACUGCGGUCUUUUAUCUCUGCAGGGGAUACGGUGCGUGACCACGUGAUUCCAUCAAUGAACAAGUGCAUUUUUCAUGGAUUGAAAGAACGAACUCAUUAUUGGGUCCUCAAGCUGAACAUCCUUCUUGCUCCGACGCAUACGUUUCGAGGUGGCUGUGAUCGCUCCCAAUGUGCCGGCCAUGUACGAGCUUCACUUCGGCGUGCCGAUGGCCAAUGCUGUGCUCAACACCUUGAAUACGCGGCUCGAUGUGCGCAUGUUGGCCCGGAUCCUGGGUCACUCGGAGGCCAAGGUGUUUUUCGUCGAUACAGAGUUUUUGGAGAUGGCUGAACAGGCCGUGCAGCAGUUGUCGAAGAAGCCCCUGAUUGUGCACAUCGAAGACAAAGCUUUCCAGGCACGAGCUGGACGGCCUGUGCAUCCGGAGUAUGAAGACCUUCUGAGACGCGGAGAUUCCAAGUUUCCGAUCUGCUGGCCGGCUGACGAGUGGGAGGCCAUUUCCAUAAACUACACGUCCGGCACGACAGCACACCCCAAAGGGGUCGUGUAUCACCACCGAGGAGCAUACAUUAAUGCUCUGGUCAGCGCUCUCGAUUGGCAGAUGCCUCAGGGCCCAGUGUUCCUGUGGACGCUGCCCAUGUUUCACUGCAAUGGCUGGUUGUUUCCCUGGACCAUAGCUGCACAAUCGGGCACCAACGUAUGCCUGAGGGCCGUGACGCCGAAAGCUGUGUUCGAUGCCAUAGCGCAGCACCGAGUGACUCAUCUGUGUGGAGCUCCAGUCGUCCUGAACAUGAUCUACUCUGCUCACGAGCGCGAGAAGAAGCCCUUACCGCACGCGGUGCACAUCCUGACGGGCGGAGCCCCUCCGCCCGCAUCUGUUCUUCUCAGGAUCGAGUCCUUAGGCUUCUCGGUGGAUCAUGGCUAUGGCCUGACCGAGAGCUACGGCCCUGCAACCAGCUGCAUCUGGAAGCCUGAGUGGGAUUCUCUGCCUUCGGAAGAACGAGCGAGCUUGAAAGCGCGGCAGGGAGUGGGUCACGUGGGGCUCGUUGAUGUGGAUGUUCUCGAUCCCCACACUAUGACUCCCGUGCCCCGGGACGGACAAACUAUGGGAGAAGUGAUGAUGAAAGGAAAUUGUCUUAUGAAAGGUUAUCUGAAAGAGCCGCAGCUAACCGAGGAAGCUUUUCGAGGAGGCUGGUUCCACACCGGGGAUUUGGGGGUGAUGCAUCCUGACAACUACAUUGCUCUGAAGGAUCGCUCGAAGGACAUUAUCAUAUCUGGUGGGGAAAAUAUAAGCAGUAUUGAGGUGGAGUCCGUUCUCUUUCGCCACCCACACGUUCUCGAGGCAGCUGUGGUGGCCCGUCCGGACGAGUUUUGGGGCGAGACCCCAUGCGCGUAUGUCACUCUCAACGAUCCUUCUUUCGUCGACAGGGUGACGGAAAAGGACAUCAUCGAGUUCUGUAGGAAUAAUCUGCCCAAGUACAUGAUUCCCAAAACUGUUGUGUUCCGAGACUUGCCCAAGACUGUCACGGGAAAAGUGCAGAAAAACGUCCUCCGAGAGCAUGCGAAGAAGCUGGGGUCCUUGAGGCCACCGACGAGCAAGUUGUAGGCAGCAAGUGAGGAACUAGAGAAUGCUUGCAGGUUUUCCAUGCAUGCAAAUACUUCGAUAGCUUGUCGAGUUCGGACCCGGAUCCACCACGUCCUUGUGCCUGCAAUUUCUCGGAGCAUAUUUCCAAGUGCUGUGCGUUGCAGUCAUUGCCUCUACGGUGAAGCUCGACCAUCACUGCACAAUGGAUGAAUUGAAAGACGAUGGGACAAGGCUCAUCUGGGUGAUACUGACGCAAACAAUACCAGAACGAAAGACUGCCUUGCCUCUCGACAGUUGCUUUUGAUCUGGUGAACAAAGUGUGCCACCCCAUUAGCGAAGGUUCGCAGUAUAUCUUUUGCGCACUGGAUGGCAAGGCGAUUGCCACUUCUGUACGAGUUUACGCCAUAUGAGAGUAUUCUGGACCAUCCGAUCUCUGAAUGAUAGGUCUGAGAAUACAGCCACUAAUCAGUGGGCUGUGGUUCUCUUCCACUUUGAUUUGCAACCUGUAAUUGCCCUAAACAUUAAUGGAUCCUGCUUCUAACAAAUCUACUUCUGUAUAUGUUAUAGUAGAUAAACGGCAAAGUUUUGGGCAUGCCAGGUGAAUCCAUCGAGCACGGCUAUGGGCGCCCCAUGGACUGCAGAGUUCUUUUAACUUUUCUGUGGGGGAUGAUUCAUAUUCUGGCGGUGACGUGGAAGUAGAUAGGUGGGUUCAGGUCCGUAGUCAGGGUUCUGAAGCAAACUCUGACUAAACCGGAUCGCAUGACAAUUUAGUGGAUCUAUGGGAUGAGGAUUCCUUAACAAUGAUUGAAAUUCACUUAUGAGCUUUGACUAUGAAGAGCACGCAUUUCAAAUUAUUGGUAACGACCAUAACACAACUCACUUACAACCGCAGUCUUACCAUCUUCUGUGAUUUACACUUCAAUGUUUACUACUGGCAUGCCAUAUUGGCUUGAGUAUACAAAUAAUAAUAAUACUCUUUAGU